UACAGCCCCGCCCGGAGUCUGAUCCAGCCCAGCUCAGCCUCAAGUUAAGAGCCCCCAGUGCCCUGCUCUCCAGACCAACAGCCACCUGUGGGUGGGGGGGCCAGUGGAUUUGGAUGUCGUCAUGGCGACGGCGUGGGUGGCCACAGCCCUGCGGUCUGCGGCAGCGGUCAGAAGGCUGCGCAGCACGGGAGGUGGUCCUGGGGGUUCGCGGAGACUGAGUGGUAGCGCGCGACGGCGCGGGGCGAGGAGUGCCAGCCCGGGACGCCGGCUCAGUACCGCCAGGGCUCACAGAGAGGACGCCGAGGGCGCUAAGGAUCGUGUCCAGUCUCCUGCCGUCGAGGAGCCGUCGUGGACACCGCUUCCAACGCCCCUCGAAUCCCCUGCACCUCCCGCUGGCAGGUCACUGGUGCAGCGGGACAUCCAGGCCUUCCUGAGCCAGUGCGGUGCCAGCCCUGGGGAGGCACGCCACUGGCUCACACAAUUCCAAACCUGCUACCAUUCGGUGGACAAGCCCUUCGCCGUCCUGGAGGUGGAUGAGGAGGUACUCCAGUGCCCGCAGGCGGUGUCUAGCCUGGCUUUUGCCCUAGCCUUCCUGCAACGCAUGGACAUGAAGCCACUGGUGGUCCUGGGGCUGCCGGCCCCCACGGCACCUUCAGGCUGUCUUUCCUUCUGGGAAGCUAAGGCACAGCUUGCCCAGAGCUGCAAGGUGCUGGUGGAUGAGCUAAGGCACAACGCGGCUUCUGCUGUGCCCUUUUUUGGCGGCGGAUCAGUGCUGAGCGCUGCGGAACCAGCCCCCCAUGCCAGCUACGGUGGCAUCGUCUCCGUGGAGACAGACCUGUUGCAAUGGUGCCUGGAAUCGAACAGCAUCCCCAUCCUGUGCCCCAUUGGGGAGACCGCUGCGCGCAGGUCAGUGCUUCUUGACUCGCUGGAGGUGACCGCGUCUCUGGCCAAGGCUCUGAGGCCCACCAAAAUCAUCUUCCUCAAUACUUCAGGCGGCCUGCGGGAUACCAGUCAGAAGCUCCUGAGCCAAGUGAACCUGCCCGCCGACCUUGACCUGGUUACCAAUGCGGAAUGGCUGACUAUCAAAGAACGGCAGCAGAUUCGGCUCAUAGUGGACGUACUCAGCCGCCUGCCGCACUACUCCUCCGCAGUCAUCACCGCUGCCAGCACGCUGCUCACCGAGCUCUUUAGUAACAAGGGCUGUGGCACCCUGUUUAAAAAUGCUGAGCGGAUGCUGCGAGUUCGCAGCCUGGACAGCCUGGACCAGGACCGCCUGGUGAACCUAGUCAACGCCAGCUUCGGCAAGAAGCUCCGAGACGACUAUCUGGAAUCGCUCCGCCCUCGGCUGCACUCGAUCUAUGUCUCUGAGGGGUACAACGCUGCAGCCAUUUUGACAGUGGAGCCUGUACUAGGGGGCACCGCAUAUCUGGACAAAUUCGUGGUGAGCUCCAGCCGCCAGGGUCAAGGUUCCGGACAGAUGCUGUGGGAGUGCCUUCGGAGGGACCUGCAAACGCUGUUCUGGCGCUCACGGGUCACCAACCCCAUCAAUCCCUGGUACUUCAAGCACAGUGAUGGAAGCUUCUCCAACAAGCAGUGGAUCUUCUUCUGGUUUGGCCUGGCCGACAUCCGGGACUCCUAUGAACUAGUCAACCAUGCCAAGGGGCUGCCGGACUCUUUCCGCAAGCCAGCUUCUGACCCAGGCAGCUGACCCAUCGUCAUGGGCCCCGUAAAUCCUGAGAAGGCCAGGAUGGACCAAAAGCCAUGCCUGCUAAGGGGUGACCCC
Molecule: messenger RNA, 1783 nt
Organism: Acomys russatus (golden spiny mouse)
Lineage: Eukaryota; Metazoa; Chordata; Mammalia; Rodentia; Muridae
Gene: Nags
Product: N-acetylglutamate synthase
Exons: 7
Coding region: 122-1708 (528 amino acids)
Biological process (GO): glutamate metabolic process; L-arginine biosynthetic process
Cellular component (GO): mitochondrial matrix
Molecular function (GO): L-glutamate N-acetyltransferase activity, acting on acetyl-CoA as donor; arginine binding
Source: RefSeq, a predicted model, not a curated record